Trichechus manatus latirostris (Florida manatee) is the source of this 1137-nucleotide messenger RNA. Its product is annotated as double homeobox protein 4C. Gene Ontology annotation, cellular component: nucleus. The transcript has 5 exons. Lineage: Eukaryota; Metazoa; Chordata; Mammalia; Sirenia; Trichechidae. Gene Ontology annotation, biological process: regulation of transcription by RNA polymerase II. Gene Ontology annotation, molecular function: DNA-binding transcription factor activity, RNA polymerase II-specific; RNA polymerase II transcription regulatory region sequence-specific DNA binding. The record is from RefSeq and is a predicted model, not a curated record.
AUGCAUUUGACCAGCACUUCGAGUGGUGCACUGCAAAGGCAAGCACGGAGUAGGCGGAUUGUUUUCAGCAAGAGUCAAAAGGAUGCCCUCCAAGCGUCAUUUGAACAGAAUCCUUACCCUGGUAUAGUGUCCAGAGAAAAACUGGCCAAAGAAACUGGCAUUCCGGAGUGUAAAAUUCAGAUUUGGUUUCAAAACCACAGACGGAGUCAUCGAAGACAGAAACAAAUGGAGUCUGGAUGCUCCUUUGGGGAAGAUCAGGGACAGGAUAAGCUUCAGUCUAGGACUCAAGGUAAUUUACCAAAAGAAGCCAGACGAAGUCGAACAUCCAUCACAAGUACUCAGAAGAGCAUCCUAGUUCAAGCCUUUGAGAGGAAUCAGUACCCUAAUAUUGCUAUCAGGGAAGAACUGGCUCGACAAACAGAGAUUCCAGAGUCAAGUAUUCAUAAAUGGUUCCGGAAUCAAAGAAUGCGACACCCAAAAGGACAGAGUACAAGAAAACAUGUGAAUUCCUUGACAGUUGACCUAAAUUUGAGUGUUCAGCAGGACCAAAGCAACCAUUCCACUGUACGAAGCACGUUUCAUCAUUUUCCUCCCUCUAAUUCUUUCAGCAGGAACCAAACACUUACACCUGCUCUUCUUCUGUCCUACAUGUCUUUUGCUCCUUGGGAUCCCAAGCACCCAAUUGUGAGCCAAGCACCAGGUGUCAUGAUGGUCCAGCCCACCCAGACUCUUCAGAGAGGAGAGAAUUCUCAUAGCCCUCUGACACUUUUGAAUCACUUGUCAAUCAGUGAUCUGAGAAGGGGGCUCUUAGAUACUCAGACUCCUUCCUGGCCCCAAUGCCAAGGAAAAUGCCCUGAUCACAACGAACACAAUGGACUGGCAGGAUUGCACAUCCAGCACUAUUCUCAGCCACAACCUGAUAACAAAAAACAAAAAUGGUGGGAUCAAAGUCAGCAAGACCUAGCUCUCAUUACACAAUACUGGGAUGAGAUGUGCCAGGCUCUGAUAGCUGAAUGGGAACCUCCUGAAGGGACACUGUGGCCUCCAGGAUUCCCUGAGAUGGAUCUGUGACAGCAUCAGUUUGAGAGCCCUGUCCUUCAUUGACCAACCGCACCAGUAAGGGGUAGAAACCUCAAG